AUGGCCGCGUCAUCGCAUCGCUGGUCAAUUGCAACCACCCUCAUCCACACCCCCAUCCUGCAUCUUCCUCUGCUACUCUUCCUCUUCAUGCUCCGAUCCUCCUCAGUUUCGUCAGCCGAACCCCCUGUCGGCAAUGAUGCGUCAAAUCCUUCUCACUCAAGCAUAGCCGCUGCCGCCGCUGCCGCUGCAGCUGCAGAUUUAGGAGAUAGUGUAGGCACAGGCCUGGGUUUGGGACUUGAAGCAGCCGCAGGGGUAGUGCCGGAUCAAUUCGUCUCUACGGAUGACCUUACUGCGGCGAACGGAGCGGCAGACGCGGCGACAGGCGCAGCGGGGCCGGAGGGUUUCAAUCCGAAAUUAGCGGGAAUUGAGGAGGAGGAGCGGUUGGUGAAAGAUCUGCUGACGUGGCUGGAGGAUAAAGGCGUGAAAGGGAUUAGAGACGACGACGCGGCAAUUAAGUUAGUCUUCCAAUCCUUCCUCCUUCCCCUUGAAGCGUAUAAAGUAAGCACUCCUUACCUCACCUUGCCUAUCACCCCCCAUCCCCCUUCCCCUCCUCCUCCCCCCACCGCCAGAGCGAACCUCCGCAUGGUGGCGCAUCGCCCCAUCGCGGAGGGCGAGGUGUUUCUCUCGCUGCCUCGCUCGCUCGCUCUCUCCGAGUCUCACGCGCAGGAAGAGGCAAAGCCGUACGAGGGGGAGGUGCACCCGUUCACGGCGCUGGCGGCGUGGGUGUUGAGGGAGCGAGCCAAGGGGCGCGCGUCCCUGUGGGCGCCCUUCGUGCGCCUGUUGCCCGCGCACCUGCCCUUCCCCCACCUCUUCUCCGACCGCCUCCGCACGGAGCUCCAAUCACAAUCUUUGCUCUUAGCUACCGCAGAGCACAGGCGGAUGCUUUCAGAAGAGUACAAAAAGUGCCGGCCAGAUGCCAUAGCGAGUGCAGCAGAGGAGGAGUUCCUGUGGGCGGUGGGCAUGGUCACGUCGCGUAUGUUCACACUCCGUACAAGCAACAGCACUGCCAGCAGUGAUGACUCUGCCAGCGGUGAUGGCAAUGGUGGCAGCAGCAGCAGUGGCGCUAGCAACGCCACUGAAACAGUGCUCUUUCCCUACGCGGACCUCUUUGACACUGACAACGCGCCCGUCGCCAUGUGGCAGGCCAAUGGCACGCACAUCACAUUCACGGCCACGGCCAACAUCUCCCACGGCCAGCACGUGAGUGUGGAGUCCGGGCUGCUGGCAAACGAUGAGGCGCUGCUGACCCGCGGCAUGGCGUUGGUGACCAACUACCGUGACAGCGUGGACAUUUUCGAAUACCCCGAGGUCGCCAUCGACUUCUUCGGCCGACAUUAUUUCAGGACCCACUGGGAGUCGUUCAUGGAGACUGACGUGGAGCAGGUGUUUGUUGACAUGGAAAAGGCGCUCAAGGCCGAGGUGACCAAGGAUCGGUACAAGGGCAUGCCGGACGAGCCAGAGUUCAGGAUUGACACACAGGCGAGCCUAAGAGUUUGGUUCGGCGGGAGGCUCGAUCCGAGGCUGCUGGGAGGUUUGGCAGCCCUCCAUGCGCACGUGAUGAACAAGGAAGUGACCCUUCUUUCCCUCUUUCUCUCCCACAGUCUCUUCAUCUCCCCCUCUCUCUUCCUCUCCCCCUCUCUCUUCCUCUCCCCCUCUCUCUUCCUCUCCCUCUCUCUCUUCCUCACCCCUUCUCUCGUCGUCUACGGGACCCCAAGACCACAUGUGACAACUAUGCCGCCUCUCCCUACAUCUCUCACCCUUCUCUCUUCCCCUGCAUUCACCUCCCUUUCCCUGCCUUCUCUCCCCGCAGCCCCCAACUACGCGCCUCUGGCGGGGCUAGAGGUGGAGUACAGCUGGCUGCAGCACCCCAAGGCAAUGUGUCACGACUACACUGCCGCUCCCUACGUCUCUCACCCAUCUCUCUUACCCUCCCCCAAGUACUCAGAGCUGGUGCGGCCAGCAGUGGAGUACAGCUGGCUGCGCGACCCCAAGUCCACGUGUGACGACACACUGCCUCUCCAUACAUCUCUCACCCUUCUCUCUUCCUCUCAUCCUCUCCUGUACCCCACAGCCCCUGACUAUGCCGCACUGGCGCGGCCAGCAGUGGAGUAUAGCUGGCUCAAGGAACCCAAGACCACGUGCGAUGACUACGCCGCCUCGCUCCCCGACAACCUCGGGGACGCCAUCCCCGCAGCCGGCACGGGCAUUCUCGAGCGCGCGAAACAGAUGCUGAAGGCCAUGGGGACGACACGUGAGGGGGAUUUACAGCGCAUGCUCGUGGUGCAGGCGUGCAAGGUGCAGGUGCUGUACGGGGCCUACCCCGGCGACAAGCCGCUCAUGUGCCCGCCUGAGUUUGUGCGCGAGCUGCCGGAUUGGGAGGCGGCUUUGGCUUACAGGCUUUCAAAGAAGGAAGUGCUGUCACAUGUGAUUGCCCGCCUCACAGCCACGUGCGAGGCUUAG
Messenger RNA from Closterium sp. Naga37s-1, 2460 nucleotides. NCBI's taxonomy places the organism in Eukaryota, Viridiplantae, Streptophyta, Zygnematophyceae, Desmidiales, Closteriaceae. The record is from the annotation of a GenBank genome assembly.